Molecule: messenger RNA, 1596 nt
Organism: Physella acuta
Lineage: Eukaryota; Metazoa; Mollusca; Gastropoda; Physidae
Product: orexin/Hypocretin receptor type 1
Biological process (GO): G protein-coupled receptor signaling pathway
Cellular component (GO): plasma membrane
Molecular function (GO): neuropeptide Y receptor activity
Source: RefSeq, a predicted model, not a curated record
AUGACGUCGUUUUACUCAGAACCAAACUCUAACCCAAAUAUGGAGGACAUCAACAGAAACGACACUGAAUCCUCCGAGAGCGGGAUGGGUUCGUUCCUCAACCCGUCGGACCUAAUCGCGUGCCAGAACAUCUGCCACGUCAACAUCUGCACCAGCAUAUCCCAGCUGGUGGGGUGCGUGGAGGAGUUCAUCUUCCCCACCCCCCUCGAGUGGCUGCUCAUCAGCAUGCAUCUCAUGCUCUUCUCCAUCGGCGUGGUCGGCAACUUCCUCGUCUGCUUCGUGGUCCUGAGAUCGAAACACAUGCAGACGGUCACCAACCUGUUCAUCGUCAACCUGGCGGGCGCCGAUGCCGUGGUGCUAGUGCUGUGCUCCCCGCCCACCGUGCUGCAGGAGGUCACAGAGACCUGGUACCUGGGCGAGACGAUGUGCAAGGUGGUCAUCUUCUUCCAGAACACGGUGGUGGGUGUUUCAGUACUGACCCUGUCCGCCAUUGCUGUUGAGCGAUACUUCGCCAUCUGUCGCCCGCUGAAAUCCCGAAUAACCUUGAGGAAGGUCACGAUCACAAUUUUGAUCAUCUGGAUUGUUAGCGCCACCCUGGCCUCACCCAACCUGAACAACAGGGUCGUCGAUUACUUCUCGGACCCUGCCCUGAGCGGCUACCUGACAUCCUGCGACACCAACCUGGAGGUGGACCUGCGGAUCAUCUACAACUGGUUCAUCAUCAUCACGCUCUACAUCGUGCCCAUGAUCAUCAUCGCCAUCUUCUACCUCAUCAUCUCCCACCAUCUGUGGCAUGUUAGGGUCCCGGGCACGGCCGUCAGGACGUCAAACCACGAGAGUAACCAAGGUUACCGGACACACGCUGAGGUACAGUUGGCGUCGAGGAAGAAAGUGGCCAAGAUGUUGAUUGCCAUUGUCCUACUCUUCGCGGCCUGUUACUUUCCCAUCAACCUCAUCUUUAUACUCAGACAAGCUGGUGUCCUAGAGGCGUACAACGAGUCGUCCAUCUUGCCUGUAGUCUUCAUGUGUGCCCAUCUCCUGUGCUACAUCAACAGCGCAUUCAACCCGCUCAUCUAUAACUUUAUGAGUGUAAAGUUCAAGAAAGAGUUCCGGAACGUGUUCUCCUGCAUGCGGCGCGAGAACACGCCCUUGCACCACGAGAGCACGUGGUUCCACAGCACGCGCAUGGUGCGCCAGCCCACCAACAACAGCAACCACAGCGCUAGCCGCAUCCUCCGCGUCCAUGACGUCACCUACCCGGCCCUGACCAACCACCGCGUCAUCGACAACGACGACCUGGACAAUGGCGAGUCCGUGUAAACAUCCGGUCAGGUGACCGCCUCGUUUUUUCUCUCCAGGUCACGUGAUAGCGUCGUCUGUCCGAUCACGUGAUAUCGUCUACCCAAUCACGAAGUCACUUCACUUUUUUUACCCCUGAGGCGAAAGUGACGUCUGCUAAGUUUGAAUUGAUACAGAGCAAUGGUCUGGCCUCGUUUGAUCAGGUUCUUUAAAACUGUAUCCAUCGUUGGCCCUGAGAUAGGCGCUCGCCGCUGGAUAGGAUGGCCUCAUUUCUGUGUUAGAACACAAUGUGGCCAU